AUGUGUACUCAAAAAGUAGCUUUUGGUUCAAGUUCAAAAAGGUUUGGAAAAAUUACUGUCCAUCCUAGUCUAGAUCGAAGUGGACUAUAUACGGAAAGAUCAAACGGCUGUGAUCCUUGCCUAUACCAUCCUCAAUUCAUAAGUGAAAUAUUUCGAGUCAACCGUUUCAGAAAAGUAGACAAGGACCCAUGGCGAUAUAAAACUGAACUUGAAGAUUGGGCACGUAAUUUAGGAUACAGGAAUCAAAAAAUUUUAAAUCAGAGAAAGUGGCAAAAUAGUGUAUUAGGCCCCGCUUGGACUGAAAUAAAAGAACAUCCUAAGUACGAAUCAGCUUGCAAAAAUGUAGGCUUCGGAAGAACUUCUAGAUUUAAAUCACGUAAAACUUUUACACCACCUCCGGGUACUUAUUACACCGCCACGCCGUUCAAAGCACCGUAUGGCCCACAUUCUGAUAAACCGUCCUUCGAGAGGGAAGAACCUUGUCGGUUUAAGGAUACAUUCCCAAAAUGGUCUUUGGCACCAAAUCGCUAUACCAUCGUUGACAAAGAAAGUAUUGAGCAGAAGUCAAAGAAAAUUGUUUCCCUACGGGGGCCUUAUGACCUUUUUACCGGAAAACGAGAUGGUACUACAAUAAAAAAUCAUUUAAAUACAUCACUAAGGUGCGGAGCGGCGACAUGGCCGCUAGCCUUAAAAGGUUGCUUGGAAACGUACAAAAAAUCACACUUUGGUACAAUGAAUAAAACUAACCGAAGUCUUCCUUAUAGAGGACGAAAUGCACUUGUUGAUAUAUCGAUGUGUGUGAAAAGACCGGAAGAGCCAGGACCAGCUCAUUUAAACAUAGAUAAAACUAAGGUAUACAAAAAAAACAAAUUUGCCUUUAAUAGUAGCUACGACAAACCACCUGGGUACAAAAGAGUCGUCGUUUGGCCUGGCGUAGGUAGAUAUACUAUAAAAGACGAUAGUUGCGGAAUAUUUGGACAGGGGUAUAAACAUGUAUUCCUGAGUCGUCAAGAAAGGACUAUUGGAGCUAUUUUACCCCAACCUAUGAAUUCAUUUUAA
Pieris macdunnoughi is the source of this 1059-nucleotide messenger RNA. The record is from the annotation of a GenBank genome assembly. NCBI's taxonomy places the organism in Eukaryota, Metazoa, Arthropoda, Insecta, Lepidoptera, Pieridae.